Messenger RNA from Centruroides sculpturatus (bark scorpion), 2022 nucleotides. RefSeq names its product chromatin modification-related protein MEAF6-like. The transcript is spliced from 6 exons. The record is from RefSeq and is a predicted model, not a curated record. Lineage: Eukaryota; Metazoa; Arthropoda; Arachnida; Scorpiones; Buthidae. The coding region runs from base 891 to 1412 and encodes 173 amino acids. Gene Ontology annotation, cellular component: NuA4 histone acetyltransferase complex.
ACUUUUCCUUACCAUCCGACUCCGACUCCGGCUAAAACACCAAAACUCCACGACUCCGACUCUGACUCCAACUCCACAGCCCUGGUUAUUUUUAACACCGCUGCUGCAUGGAUAAUAGUAUAACCAAUGUUGAUGAUGAUGACCAGAGGCCAAGUGGUUAAGGUGAUGACCUAUUACUCUAAGAAACCUGAAAACUAAUCCAAAUAAAUCACUAAUCCCAUUGGAAUAUUUUUGGGUGGUGUGUCCUGGAUAUGUUGGGCUUGGUCUGUCACCACUUAGCCACCCGAUUUGGGCUCGACUUUAUCAAACCCACAAUGAGUUUGAUAAAAAAAAGCACCAUUGCCCAUAGGACAGAAAGAAAAUCCGAAAUUAAACCCUAUGUUAUCAAUUUGGUAUUUUUAGUAAGCUGUUUAGUGCCAUUUGUUAAACUUGGUUUGUUUGUUAACCUUUGCACACUAAAAUCAGUCUUUACUACUUGUCAAAUUAGCUUCUAUAAUCUGAGAUUGGCAAGUAUGAAUUAUUUUGUCUUGAAUUAACCAAAAUAUACUUUUGAUAGAGGGAGAAUCUCCAGAAAAACAUAGAGCAUUAAGAAAAUCCAUACUUACUAAAGCACAAAUCCACAUAGAAGUAUGAUGGAAUGUUCAUUAUCUGAAUGUCAAAUAUCCAAACAUCUCUUUUUCCUAUUUCUCCCUCCCACCAGCAACAGUGUGAAUUGAACCAGUGAAUGUUGAUAGUCUGUUUGGUUACCAAUUAGCACUCAACAAAGGACUGGCUAUAUGAAGUAUUCCAGGUUUUUUUCACAUGUCUAACAUUAAAAUAGAGGCCAGUUUCCUUACAUUGACACUUUUCUGCAUUAGAAACAGCAAUGCUGUGGUGCAAACACAAUCAGAAUGUUGUCUUUUGUAAUUACAGUACUUACUAAAGAAACGUUAGCCAACUUAGAAAGACAGAUCUAUGCUUUCGAAGGAAGUUAUCUAGAAGAUACGCAGCUCUAUGGAAACAUCAUCAGAGGAUGGGACAGAUAUCUAACUGCAAAUAAGAGUACAAACAGCAAAGCGGACAAAAGGAAUCGGAAAUUCAAAGAAGCUGAACGCCUAUUUUCUAAGUCUUCUAUCACCUCUAUGGCAGCCGUGAGUGGAAUCAUCGAGAAGGAAGAACGUGGUAAGUAUCAUACGAGCGAAGUCGAAUCUCAGAAUGCCAACAGUGAAAGCGAAGACAACACUUCCAGUCAAGGCAGUUCGACGCCAGUCACGGCAGUCACGUCAAACGGUAAUACAAACGCGACAACUCAAAAUGGUAACCAGUUACAUCCGGUCGGUUCUAAUAGUCAGCCUCCUUCAAAAAUACCCAAAACAGGUCAAAGGAUAAAGAAGACGGCAAAGAAGGCAAGACACAGGCUGAACGAAGACUGAAUAAGACAUUAUCCAGAUACAUGUCAUUAAUUAAUCACUGAAACAUUCAUUUUAUCAUUAAAUAUCUUGUAUAUAUCAGAAAAAUUUGUACAGUUCAUCACCCCAACAGUUUUUUACUGUUUUUAGUAGCAUUUUUUCAUGUACGUAAGCAAAAGUUUCCCAUUCCGAAAGUUAGAAUGACAAUUUUUGGUUGCAUUCUGGGUCAUUCAAUGGCCGACACACCCCAGUUAUUUAAUGAAACGCUUACCAAAUAAGCGUUUUAUUAAAUAAGUAAAAACGGAAUGUUAAAAAUUCUUUUGCCAGUGACAUCUCCAUAUUCCACAAUUGAUUUGGGAAUGCAUUUAUUAAAAUAAAUGCAGAGAUAAUGAAUUUAAUCUGAAAAUAAAGAAUUGAAUGUCAGACAAAGGCUGUUAAGAGGGAAGAAAACGUUUGUAGCUAUAUUACACAAAGCUUGAAAUCUUUUAAGAAUCGCACAAGCAGUGUCAAAAUUUUAUUGAAAACAAAAAGAUUUUUAGAAAAUUUUUUUAAUUUAAUUCAUUGAUGCAACAUUUCUUGUUAUCAUUGUAUCUAGUCAUGUGCAUGUUCAUCAUGGAAAAAGAAUAAAAUAUUA